Messenger RNA from Brienomyrus brachyistius, 2435 nucleotides. RefSeq names its product phosducin-like 3 (gene pdcl3). Bases 151 to 864 code for a protein of 237 amino acids. Lineage: Eukaryota; Metazoa; Chordata; Actinopteri; Osteoglossiformes; Mormyridae. Gene Ontology annotation, cellular component: cytoplasm. The transcript has 6 exons. The record is from RefSeq and is a predicted model, not a curated record. Gene Ontology annotation, biological process: angiogenesis; positive regulation of gene expression; protein folding.
AUCUUUUGUUCUCUCCUUUGGCCUAUAAGAAAUAGUUAUAAGUACGACUUUUGUAGUUGACGGAAUGUAUUAAGAAGCACACCGACCUUUUGAGUGGUUCAUAAGGAAAUAGGGAGGUGGUGAAUUUAGCUGUAGUUCAGUCUAUCAAAAAUGCAGGAUCCAAAUGAAGACACUGAAUGGAAUGACAUUCUCAGGAAAAAAGGAAUCCUUCCCCCCAAGGAAACGCCGAAAGAAGAUGAGGAGGAAGAGCAAAUCCUCCAGCAACAGUCAGUUGUAAAAACCUACGAAGAUAUGACCUUGGAAGAACUUGAGGAAAAUGAAGACGAGUUCAGCGAGGAGGACGAAACGGCCAUCGAGAUGUACAGACAGAAAAGACUUGCAGAAUGGAAAGCCAAUCAGAUGAAGAAUAUAUUUGGUGAGGUAAAAGAGAUAUCGGGACAAGACUAUGUACAGGAAGUGAACAAAGCAGGUCAAGGCAUCUGGGUAGUGCUACACCUCUACAAACAGGGAAUCCCCCUAUGCACACUGAUAAACCAGCACCUCUCAGUCCUGGCCGGGAAGUUUCCCCAGACGAAGUUCCUUAAGUCCAUCUCUACCACCUGCAUCCCCAACUACCCUGACAGGAAUCUGCCCACUGUCUUUGUCUACUUUGAGGGUGACAUGAAAGCACAGUUCAUCGGGCCGCUGGUGUUUGGUGGCAUGAAUUUAAAAGUUGAUGAGCUGGAGUGGAAUCUUUCAAAGGCUGGAGCUGUGAAGACAGAUUUGGAGGAGAACCCAAGGAAGCAGAUAGAAGACAAGCUCAUGUCGUCCAUCCGGUGCUCCCUGCCCACGAAAAAAGACAGCGAGUCUGAGGAUGAAGACUAGCAGCCUCUGAGGAUGAAGACUAGCAGCCUCUCAGGAUGAACUCGGAACAGCCCUCACUGGCGGGGAGACCAGCUUCCAAGUUUUGCCACUGAUGAAGUGGAACAAAUUGUUCAGUGACCAAGAGAUCUCUCUGGCGAGAGGCAGCAGCUCUCAAAAACCAUGGCGAACCAACAUCCUCAUGAUCAUGGUUCUUAUCCAGAGAGAAGCAGUUGGUAUCUGCCCAGCCUGUUGAGGAAAGUAGGGAAACUUGACUCGCCUUAUAAGAAGUUACACCAAUAUCCCACUUUUUUUUUUUUUUUUUUAUAUAACUACUACAGUUUGUUUUGGAAGCUGUUGUAUAAUUUUAAAGAAACAUCUUAGUAAGUUUCUAAUGUAUUAACGUUUUGUACAAUUACCUGUUAAAGUGAAUAUACUACUCUUCCAAAAGUUUUUUUUUUUUUUUGAAACAUCAAGCUUCAUGAUGCUUCUGACCUCAGAACAUCUUGCUUUUAUACCCCAUGCUCACCCUGUGCUAAGUUAUGGCCUGCAGGCCUUGGUGAGCUUGAUCAGCUCUGUAAUAUGUCACUGCUUCACAAAAUGGGCCAGUUGUGCAGAAGAACCUCCAUUUAAGCUCUGUCACUUUUCAACAUGCUUUUAUUUAGAUUAAUCAAAUGUGAGGGUGCAAUUCAGGUUCACCAUGGUUACUGCCUGACAUUCAACACUAUAGCUCCAUGUACCUCGUAUGCAUAAGCCAUUCUGUAGUGUAUAAUACAAAGUGCUGGGGUUCUUGUCCUUUUAUGUACAUGGUUCUAUACACAUGCUGUAGUCCUUCCGGCGUAAGACCUGUCUUCACAUCUUCAGGGAGGGAGAGAGAGAGAAUAAAGCAUUGGUGUGCUGAGUCCUCAACAGACACACUUCCCAUUAUUGAUUGGUAUGGGGUCCUGUUACUUGCCCCCCUGGUGUGAUUCUCCAUGUUGGUAUGAGAUGUGUAAUUGGCGUAGAAACAUCCAUAAGAGCGAUAGAUGGUCAUUGUAGGUAUCUGGAUGUGUCAGAUAAGUAUAUUUCAGGUGAUGGCAGAAUAGUAAUGGUCAAGGUAAUUUCCACUGAUCCCAGGUCAGUUACUGGCCAUACUGUAAUCAUUUUCUCCUUCCUGCUCCAUGACUGUUUGUUUAGUGCAUCAUAUAUGGCUCUCAUAGUGAUGAGAACUGGCUAUUAAUUUCUCAAGAAAUGUGACACACCAACAAACCAGCUAUUUACAGAGUUCCAUGAAGUGCUUUGACAUGCAGCCCAACCAUUUUAUUUAGCAAAACAUUGCAUUACUCAGCAGAUAUGUGAUGGAUGGUUUAUAGCCAAAACGUUUUAGUAGACUAAACCUGAAGGUUGAAGGCUAGAGGUAAAUGUCUGUGAUAAUUACAUAUUGUUAAUACUUAUAUUUUUGCUCGCAGUUUCUUACAUUUUACACAUCUGUUGAAAUAUCCACAUUGCAUAUAAGUGCCCUGUUCAAUGAUACAACAGCAGUCUGUUUAACCUACCUGCUAAACUGAAGCAUCCCUUUGUUUUGGAGUGUAUCUAAAUAAAUGUGCUGUUCACCA